Messenger RNA from Protobothrops mucrosquamatus (brown spotted pit viper), 3052 nucleotides. RefSeq names its product zinc finger MYM-type protein 2. Gene Ontology annotation, molecular function: zinc ion binding. The transcript has 7 exons. The record is from RefSeq and is a predicted model, not a curated record. NCBI's taxonomy places the organism in Eukaryota, Metazoa, Chordata, Lepidosauria, Squamata, Viperidae. The coding region runs from base 247 to 1722 and encodes 491 amino acids.
AGCCCGGGACUGGACCGAGAUAGAGUUGAGGAAGCGUUGGCGGAGCCGCGGAGGGAUGCUUAUUUUCAAAAAAACAUUUCCAGCUUGACUAAAGAAGUGAGCAAAGUUCCCAGGAUCAAAAAGGCAUUGGAAAACCUUAACUUUACAAAUUCCUUGAUGUUUUUGAAUAAUUUUUCUGGAAGGCCAGAAGGUAGCUGAAAAUUGGCGUUGUCUGAACCUACGUCUGGUUUAUAAGGGCUUAUCACAAUGGCAACUGGCCUAGCCAAUGUAGGAAGCUCUUUUGGAGGUCCAUCUAAUUCUCUGGUGUCUAGAUCUAAGUUCCAGAGUACCUCCAUAGAAGAUGAUGAUGAUGUUGUAUUUGUUGAACCUGUACAGCCUCCACAAAUCUCUACACCAUUAAUAACAGACCACAGAAAUGUUUUUAAUUCAUCCAGUAAUGAAGAGCAACAUGGAAAUGACCCUAAAAUAUCAGCUCCGUCAAAAGACAUGAGCGCUCAGAAGGGAAGUAUAACUGAGACUAUUAUUAUUGAUGAUGAAGAAGACAUUGAAACAAAUCAGGGACAAGAGAGAAAUGAUUCCAGUUUCAGUGAAAGAAGAUUUCCAGAGGGUAAAAACAGAACCAAUGAAAUGGAAUUCUCAACAUCCAGUUUUUCAAGAAGUAAGGUAAAUGCAGGAAUAGGUAAUAGUGGUAUAACCACAGAACCAGACUCUGAAAUUCAAAUAGCUAAUGUUACUACAUUAGAAAGAGGUAUGAGCUCUGUGAGUGUUGGCCGUUUAGAAAAUACUGAAGGGCGUGACAUGAACUUAAUGAUAACACAUGUAACAUCACUACAGAAUACCAACUUGGGAGAUGUAUCUAACGGACUGCAGUCAAGUAAUUUUGGUGUUAAUAUACAAACAUACACCCCAUCUUUAACUUCACAGACCAAGACUGGUGUAGGACCUUUCAAUCCUGGUAGAAUGAACGUAGCUGGUGAUGUCUUUCAGAAUGGAGAAUCUGCAACUCAUCAUAAUCCAGAUUCCUGGAUAUCUCAGUCAGCUUCAUUUCCAAGGAAUCAGAAGCAACCAGGUGUAGAUUCCCUGUCUCCUGUGGCAUCUCUUCCCAAACAAGUCUUCCAACCACCUGCACAACAGCAACCUUCAAAGCAGGUUAAAGUUACAUGUGCUAACUGCAAAAAGCCUUUGCAGAAGGGCCAGACGGCAUAUCAGCGGAAAGGAUCUGUUCAUCUAUUUUGUUCUACUACUUGCCUUUCAUCAUUUUCACAUAAACCAGCUCCAAAGAAACUCUGUGUUAUGUGCAAAAAAGACAUAACAACAAUGAAAGGCACCAUUGUUGCUCAGGUUGAUUCAAGUGAAUCUUUCCAGGAGUUUUGCAGUACAUCAUGUCUGUCUUUCUAUGAAGACAAACAGAAUCCCUCAAAAGGAAUCUUAAAUAAGUCAAGAUGCACUAUCUGUGGUAAACUAACUGAGAUACGCCAUGAAGUUAGCUUUAAAAACAUGACUCAUAAGUUGUGUAGUGAUCACUGCUUCAAUCGAUACCGAAUGGCAAAUGGUUUAAUCAUGAAUUGUUGUGAGCAAUGUGGAGAAUACCUUCCAAGUAAAGGUGCAGCAAACAAUAUUCUUAUGGUUGAUGGAGAGCCGAAAAGAUUCUGUUGCCAAAGCUGUGUUAGUGAAUAUAAACAGCAAAACAAAAGGGGCAAAAUAGGUUAUCCAAGAUACUAAAAAUGAUAGGCAUACAGAGAAGCCACGGAGAAACUUGGAGAAGCCUUGAAUAAGAUUUCAUGAAGGAACCCAAAAGAUACAAGAAUAACAUGCAUUGCAGAAAUUCCAAGUGAACAUGAAAUGUGGUUAAAUGAUAACUCUGUAUCUCAGUUUAUUGUGACUUGUACAUUUUUUUCACUUGUAUAGAUACUUCAUGCUAUUUUACCAUAUUAUCCCAUAUGUUUUCAGAAGAGUGAGGUCAUAUACUAUGUGUAGAGACCAUUCUAAAUUAGUAUUUGAAUCCUUGAUUUUUUUUUAAACUUUGGGAUCUAUAUUUAGAAGUUAUAUCGGAUAGAAUAACAUAUAAAACAGUUUAAAUAUGUAAGUGAUAGUGGGAUGAAUGAUUCCUGUAUCUGUAAAAUGGAAAGAUGAUAAAUCAUUGCAUUCAGUGUCGUUAAGCACUGUUACAAUAACUUUUUUUCUGGUGCUUUUUGACUUCAGUAUAUAAUAAUAUAUUUGACCAUUGCAAUGCAGUAGGGUCUUGUAUGUCUUAUAGUGAAAUGUAGUAGGCUUACUUUCCUUUAUGGUUGCUUAUUCUCAGAAGCAAUUCUAAUAUGUAAAUUUUCUAUAUUUCACUGUAAGCAACAGUUGAAUCUUACCAUAGGAGAAAGUCAUGAAUUCCCAUUGCAGUUAAUCUUUAGGCAUGUAGUUGAUUUUAUAUGCUUCUGACCAUGCUCCAAUGAAAGAAGCGAGCAUUAUAUUGUAUGAAUAACAUUUUGUGGAGAAGCUUAUAUUAUUCUUUUAUCUCUAUAUACAUGAAAAACUGUUAGCUUCAAAUAACUUAGUUUAGAAUCAUUUAAUAAAUCAGUUUAGAAUCAUUUAGUAAAUCAGUGGCUCUUUAGGCUGAACUUAAAAUUUUCUUUAUGUAGGAUGUAGGAUAAAAUCUUAGUACCCUUAGAUUUAGUUUUUUUGAAUAAGAGUUUUAAUAUGAGUUGAAAUUUUAUAUAAAAAUGUUAAUUGCAUAGGCUUUUGAUUUAAAACUCAACAUAUCAUUAGUUACAGUUAAAACAUUGUUAAAAAAAUGUUUAAACACUGAGAGGUUUUCAAUCUAAUAGAAUAACAGAGUGCCAUUACAGGACUAUAUGAUUGUUUCAAAAUUUUGGGCUUUAUCUUGAAAAUUAGUUGAAAUUUCUCCUAAAUACAGUAAGCUAUAAAAAUGCUAAUUUUGCUUUUUGCUUUUAUAAAAGUUGUAUUAAAUAGCUGCACAAAUAUUUGAUAUUUAUGUAGUAAGAAAAACUAGAACUGAUACUCGCGAUAUUUGUUCCUACUUAAUAUUUGUUAAUAAAUACAU